GGGACGGACCGCUUGUUCGUGUUCUAUGGUGUUUUUCGAUAAAAAGACACUCCCUUUUCUGUUUUACUACAAUUUUGGACAAUCGGAAUACAUAUUGUUAAAUACAGACAUGAGUUAUAGCGUCUACAGUAAAAAUAUGAGAGGGUAAACUGUAUGAAAAGUUCUUGAAACGCAACUCAUAUCUAAUCACAGGAGAAUGUCUACCAUGUCAAGGUCUGUGCAUAUCAGUCAGCAGAAGCUGGCUGAAAAGCUUAUCAUACUCAAUGAUCGGGGUAUCGGUAUGUUGACUAGAAUUUACAACAUCAAAAAAGCAUGCGGUGAUGCCAAGUCCAAACCAGCAUUUCUAUCAGAUAAAACCUUGGAAUCUUCCAUUAAACAUAUAGUGAGAAGGUUUCCUAAUAUUGACGUAAAAGGCUUGCAAGCAAUAACCAACAUAAGGAAUGAGAUCAUCAAAUCACUAUCACUAUAUUACUACACAUUUGUAGAUCUUUUAGACUUCAAGGACAAUGUGUGCGAACUGUUGAACAUAAUGGAUGCAUGUCAGGUAACCCUGGAUUUGACCUUGAAUUUUGAGCUUACAAAAAAUUACCUGGACUUAGUAACAACAUAUGUCUCACUAAUGAUCUUACUUUCCCGAGUUGAAGACAGAAAAGCAGUGCUUGGCUUAUUCAACGCUGCUCAUGAGAUGGUCCACAACCAAAUUGAUCCAAGUUUUCCUCGUUUGGGUCAAAUUAUAGUGGAUUAUGAUGCACCUUUGAAAAAGUUGUCUGAAGAAUUUGGUCCUCAUCAAAAGCUGUUGUCUAGCGCAUUAAACUCAUUAUGGCAUGUGUAUCCAGCGAGAAAUAUGACUGCAGAACACUGGAGAUCGGAACAGAAGUUGAGUCUAGUUAGCAACCCUGCUCUGCUUUUAAAACCUUCAGAGACUAAUACAAUGUCAUGUGAAUAUGUCUCAUUAGAGUCGCUUGAGAGAUGGGUAAUAUUUGGGUUUGCCCUGUGUCAUCAAAUGCUGCAGCAGGACCACGCUAACAAGAUGUGGGUCAGUGCACUAGAGUCCGGAUGGGUGGUUGCACUUUUCCGAGAUGAAGUUAUCUACAUUCAUACAUAUAUUCAGAGUUUCUUUGAUGGAAUUAAGGGAUAUGGAAAAAGGAUUUCUGAAGUUAAGGAUUGCUACCAUCACUCAGUUCAAAAAGCAGGAUAUAAACACAGAGAAAGGAGAAAAUUUUUAAGGACAGCUUUGAAGGAGUUGGGUUUGAUUUUGACAGAUCAACCUGGACUGCUGGGGCCUAAAGCAUUAUUAAUAUUUAUAGGCCUGUGUUAUGCUAGAGAUGAAGUGUUUUGGCUCUUACGUCAUAAUGAUAACCCACCACAAAAAGUAAAAGGAAAAUCCACUGAAGAUCUGGUUGACCGUCAGCUGCCUGAACUACUCUUUCACAUGGAAGAACUCAGAGCUCUUGUUCGCAAGUACAGUCAGGUCAUGCAAAGAUAUUAUGUGCAGUAUUUAUCAGGCUUUGAUGCAGUAGCCCUGAAUUUAAUGAUACAGAAUCUACAAGUGUGUCCUGAAGAUGAGAGUAUCAUUCUGUCUUCUCUCUGUAAUACUGCUGCUAAUUUAAAUGUAAAGCAAGUUGAAAGUAAUGAAAUCUUUGAUUUCCGGGCAUUCCGCUUAGAUUGGUUUAGACUGCAAGCAUACACAUCUGUUGCAAAAACACAACUUAACUUGGUAGAUCAAAGAGAAUUGGCACAAUUCAUUGAUAAAAUGGUAUUUCACACUAAAAUGGUGGAUAACCUUGAUGAAAUAAUGGUGGAAACAUCAGAUUUGUCUCUGUUCUGCUUUUACAGUAAAAUAUUUGAGAGUCAGUUUCACAUGUGCUUGGAGUUUCCAGCGCAAAAUCGUUACAUUAUCGCAUUUCCACUUAUUUGCAGUCACUUCCAAAACUGUACUCACGAACUCUGUCCAGAGGAAAGGCACCACAUCAGGGAAAGGAGUCUUUCUGUUGUCAAUAUCUACUUGGAUGAAAUGGCAAAAGAAGCAAAGAACAUAAUUACAACAAUUUGUGAUGAACAAUGUACAAUGAGUGACAAACUACUUCCAAAACACUGUGCUCAGACAAUUGCUCAUCUGGCCAACAGAAAGAAAAAGGACAAAAGCAAAAAGAACCCUAUAGAAAUAGUGAAGCCCGGAGAUGAAAGUUACAGGAUAACUAGGGAAGAGUUGACCACUAUGGACAAACUCCAUAUGGCACUCACAGAAUUGUGUUAUGCCAUCAAUUACUGUUCUACUGUAAAUGUUUGGGAAUACACAUUUGCCCCUCGAGAAUAUUUACAUCAACACUUGGAGACUAGAUUUUCUAAAGCAUUAGUUGGAAUGGUAAUGUUCAAUCAAGACACUAGUGAGAUUGCUAAACCUUCAGAGUUGCUGGUCAGUGUCAGGGCAUACAUGAAUGUGUUGCAAACUGUUGAGAACUAUGUUCACAUUGACAUCACAAGAGUGUUCAACAAUUGCCUGUUGCAACAAACCCAAAACAUGGACAGUCAUGGCGAAAAAUCAAUAGCAUCACUGUACACACAGUGGUAUUCUGAAAUUUUACUCAGAAGAGUGAGUGCUGGGAAUAUUUGCUUUUCAAUGAAUCAAAAGGCUUUCGUGAGCCUGUCAGCUGAAGGUGCAAUACCUUUUAAUGCUGAAGAGUACUCUGAUAUUAACGAACUCAGGGCUCUAGCUGAAUUGAUUGGGCCCUAUGGUAUGAAACUAUUAAGUGAGACACUCAUGUGGCACAUCGCCAGUCAAGUCCAGGAGCUUAAAAAGUUAGUCGUGCAGAAUAAAGAAGUACUACAGAUGUUACGAACCAAUUUUGACAAACCGGAAAUAAUGAGAGAACAGUUUAAAAGACUGCAGCAUGUAGACAAUGUAUUGCAGAGGAUGACGAUAAUUGGCGUGAUAUUGAGUUUUCGACAAAUAGCGCAGGAGUCACUUCUGGACGUGCUAGAACGACGUAUUCCGUUUUUGAUAAGUUCCAUUAAAGAUUUUCAGCAACAGCUACCUAGCGGUGACCCGACGCGUGUUAUAUCCGAGAUGUGUUCGGCGGCCGGGCUGUCGUGCAAAGUGGACCCCACUCUCGCUUCCGCCCUUCGCCAACAUAAAGCGGAACUGGAGGAAGAGGAGCAUCUUAUUGUCUGUUUGCUUAUGGUGUUUGUGGCCGUGUCUUUGCCGAGGCUGGCCCGCAGCGAGGGCUCGUUUUACAGACCGUCUUUAGAGGGCCACGCUAACAACAUACACUGCAUGGCACCUGCUAUAAAUCACAUAUUUGGCGCCUUGUUUACAAUAUGUGGCCAAAACGACAUUGAGGAUAGAAUGAAAGAGUUUCUAGCAUUAGCGUCUUCGUCGCUCUUGCGGCUCGGACAGGAGACAGAAAAGGAAGCUAUCAGAAAUCGCGAGUCUGUUUAUUUACUUCUCGAUUUAAUAGUCCAGGAGUCGCCAUUUUUAACCAUGGACUUGUUAGAAUCAUGUUUUCCGUAUGUUUUAAUACGUAAUGCGUAUCAUGAAGUAUAUAAACAAGAACAGAUGCUAUUGCAUUCUUAAUUCCGUUUAUUUAAAAGACAUUGAAUAAUUAUAGGAAUUAUCUUAUAGUCUCGAUGACAAAUUCCAUUGAAUGAAUACUAAUUAUUUUAGUGAUAAGUUUCAUAUACUGAUGAAAUUAUAGUUAUUUGGAUGAAAUAGUGUUGCAUAGAUGUCAUUAAUAUUAAUUAGGCUUUAAUAAGACUGGAUAAAUAUUCCUUUUCAUUAAGUUUUUAUAAAUAUAAACAUUACUUUGGCUAUUAUAUUAUCUUUUACAAGUAUUUGUAAGGACCUAUGCUAAUUGUAUUUAACCUUACCUAGUAAUUUUUAUACCUGCGCUAAAAUCGUAGAUAA
This is a messenger RNA of Maniola jurtina (meadow brown), 3904 nucleotides long. RefSeq names its product membrane-associated protein Hem (gene Hem). Gene Ontology annotation, biological process: neuron projection morphogenesis; cell projection assembly; cell morphogenesis. Bases 197 to 3574 code for a protein of 1125 amino acids. The transcript is spliced from 2 exons. Lineage: Eukaryota; Metazoa; Arthropoda; Insecta; Lepidoptera; Nymphalidae. Gene Ontology annotation, cellular component: SCAR complex. The record is from RefSeq and is a predicted model, not a curated record.